AUGGCUACUGAGAACAUCCACUUCGACUGCUACAUUGAUCACCGUGAGACGAUUCCGUUUGAUGAGAUCGUACUAUAUUCAGGAUGGUUAGCUGCCAGUUCGACCAUCAUUGUUCAUUAUCUUUCGGAGCGUGUCAUGCAUAAGUUUGGUUACCAGCAGACCAUAACUCACUUGCCUUCUGAUCCUGCUACUAUCGCCAUGACCUAUUGGCAGCUAGAUGAGGUAUUUGUAGACUGGGAGCAUCACAUGGUUCCUAACGAGGCUCAGACGACCAGAUUAGAGGUAGACUGGAGUUGCGUCGACGGGUACAUCACCUGGUACUACAAAGUGUCGCACCCAUACAUGUUUCCCACCGCACCUGGAUCACCGCCCAGACCAACCCACGAGAAGAUUCUGCGGGUUCAUCAGGCUCAGAUGGACCACACUGAGGAUGUUCUUCCUCGGUGUCGUGAGAUAGCUGACAUGGCGUAA
Vicia villosa (hairy vetch) is the source of this 471-nucleotide messenger RNA. RefSeq lists its product as uncharacterized. The transcript has a single exon. NCBI's taxonomy places the organism in Eukaryota, Viridiplantae, Streptophyta, Magnoliopsida, Fabales, Fabaceae. The coding region runs from base 1 to 471 and encodes 156 amino acids. The record is from RefSeq and is a predicted model, not a curated record.